AUGUCACAAUAUCGCAGUCUAUCGACACCCGACCCCGAAUUCGCUCCGCUGCUUGCGCAGCUGCCCACCAAUGGCGGCGUGCCGGAAGACAUCACGGCCUGGCGCGAACUGGUCCAAAACGUCGUCACACCCGCUCUGAUGAAUAUCCGCCGGCCGCAUCUCCCUCCAGAAAGCAAGUACCGUGUCCGGGAUCAUCAGAUUCCUGUCGACGGAGGUGAGAUCGCUAUUCGAUGCGUAAUUCCCACGCCUUCUGGGAACGAGGACGAGGUAUUUCCCCUCAUGUUAUGGAUUCAUGGCGGAGGGUCGAUAACCGGGUCUCUGGACACAGAUGACUUUUACCUCAGAGAUCUCAGCGUCGAUCUCCAGAUUUCGAUCGUGAAUGUCGACUACAGGCUCGCACCCGAGCAUCCAUUCCCCAACGGCCUCAACGACUGUUACGCAGCGCUGAAAUGGGCGGUGGAAAACGCGCCUCUCCUCUCUGCAUCGCUGGCCAAAGGCUUCAUAGUGGGAGGCCAAUCUUCUGGGGCGAAUUUCACAGCGGUAUUGGCGCACCGUGUGAGAGAUGAUCCUUUUUUCGCAGACAGGCCCCUCAGCGGCCACAUCCUCCAGUACCCGACCAUCGUCCACCCCGAGGCCGUGCCAGAGAAGUACAAAUCCGAGCUAUUAUCCACGGAGACGGAGAAAGACGCGCCCUUCUUCACCACCGCGAACAUCCACUUCAUAGCCCGUCUUGCGAAGGCGGAGCCGUUCAAUCCAGAAUGUUCUCCGCUCUUGUAUCCCAGCCACAAGGGACUUCCUCCGGCAUAUAUCCAGGUGUGCGGGUGGGAUCCCGUGCGCGACGAGUGCCUUCUCUACGAGAAAGUGCUCAGAGAGGACAGAGUGGCGACCAAACUCGACGUAUACCCCGGCGUUCCGCAUGCGUUUGCCGCGAUGUUCCCGAGCAUCUCUCUAGCGGUGAAGCAUGACAAGGACCUCAGGCAGGCCAUCCGAUGGCUGCUCGGCGGCGCGAAGUCGGGAUAG
Fibroporia radiculosa is the source of this 1020-nucleotide messenger RNA. RefSeq lists its product as uncharacterized. The transcript is spliced from 7 exons. The coding region runs from base 1 to 1020 and encodes 339 amino acids. NCBI's taxonomy places the organism in Eukaryota, Fungi, Basidiomycota, Agaricomycetes, Polyporales, Fibroporiaceae. Gene Ontology annotation, molecular function: hydrolase activity. The record is from RefSeq and is a predicted model, not a curated record.